AUGACAACCGCGAUAAUAUUUAUACAAGAUUGUGACUCUAACCGGAUAAGAUGUCGGGCGUUAUUAGACACAGGCGCUACAGCUAAUUUCAUCUCUAUAAACUUCGCGAAACGUUUAAAGCUUCCCAUAUCUCCAUGCACAAUAUCAGUCGGCGCGAUCGAUUAUAUGAGCACGAAAACCAAAGGCGCGGUUCGGAUAAUCAUUCAAUCACGACAUGAUAAGUUCGCUAAAGAGUUAACAUGUUUGAUCGUUCCUACGAUCUCGGAUUUGGUCCCGUUCGAAGUUUUCUCGCGAAAGAAUAUAAAAUUACCCGAAGGUAUUACCCUCGCCGACCCAGAAUUUCACGUUCCGCGCCCGAUAGAUUUACUGAUUGGAUCUAGCACGACGCUAUCAUUGCUUUCUACCGGUCAAGUCGACUUAUCAAAUAGAAACCGCGAUCUGUAUUUGCAGAAUACUCGACUCGGUUGGAUCAUAGCCGGCGGAGUCACGACCGGAAAUAAUUAUACAAAGGGUCAUCUAUGUUCACUAACGGAUUUAGAAUCGCAAAUGGCUAAAUUUUGGGCGACCGAGGAAAUAACAGAUAAUUCGUCGAGAUCUAUCGCAGUACACGAUAGUGAAACGCAUUUUUUAGAAAACGUUAUCCGCAAUAACGACGGACGAUACGUUGUUCGAUUGCCAUUCCGCAACAAAGAAAGACAACUCGGAAAUUCAAGAAACGUCGCACUUAAACGUUUUUAUUCUCUCGAACGUAAACUGGAAUUGAAUCCAGAAUUAAAGACAGCCUACACACAAAUCUUUGAAGAGUAUUUAAAUUUAAACCAAAUGACUUUGAUUAAUGAUCCAAGUGACGAUGGAUUUUACAUGCCGCAUCAUGCGGUAAUAAAGGCGACGAGUGACACCACACGAGUCCGCGUAGUUUUUGACGCAUCCGCAAAAUCAGAGAUCGGUAUGUCAUUGAACGAUCUGUUAUUGAUCGGGCCCACGAUACAAGAUAACUUAUUUGCACAUUUAAUUCCAUUUCGCAUAUUUAAAAUCGUACUCAACGCCGAUAUAGAAAAAAUGUACCGACAAAUAUGGCUACACGAGGACGAUCAAAGAUAUCAACGCGUAUUGUGGCGCUAUAACAAUGAAAUCCGUACCUUCCAACUUAAUACCAUUACAUUCGGAGUAGCAUCAUCGCCAUUUCUUGCCAUCCGUACGGUUCACAAGUUAGCGGACGACGACGGUGAUAGGUUUCCCGACGCGGCACGAUUACUCAAAACGCACUUGUACGUCGAUGACUUGCUCAUCGGAACGGAUACCGUCGAAGAAGCGCGCAGAUUACGAGACGAAGUAAUCGCGUUACUUGCUCGGGGUGGCUUUAACAUACGUCAAUGGGCCUUCAACGACAGGUGCGUCAUCGAAGAUCUAAAUCCCGACGCUAUAAAUUCGAAUCUUGACUUUGACAAAACCAACUCUCUGAAAAUGCUAGGAGUAGCGUGGGAUGCGCGGAACGACGCGUUACAUUAUUCGGUUCGCAAAAUCAACCACGUCGAAAGGUUCACAAAGCGAAUGGUCGUCGCGGAGAUAGCUAAGAUGUUUGACCCAUUAGGCGUGAUAGGACCGGUGACAUUGUUUGCCAAAAGAAUAAUGCAAGAUUUAUGGAAAUCUAAGAUAGGAUGGGACGAACACAUACCCCCUAGCAUACAAUCUACGUGGACGGAAUUUAUGUCACAGUUAGAGAUUAUCAACGAUCUACCUAUCAAUCGCGCGGUAGUAAUUCCCGAACAUAAUGACAUCCAAAUUCACGGGUUUUGCGACGCGAGCAAGGUAGGGUAUGGCGCGUGUCUCUAUAUACGUUCCAAAAAUCAAAAUGAUAGAGUACAUUGCCGUCUAUUAUGCGUCAAAAAUAGAGUCGCCCCAUUAAAAUCCGUUAAACGGAAACCCAUUAAAAAAACGAUACCGCGCCUUGAACUAUGCGGAGCGCUUUUACUAGCCAAAUUAUACGGCGAGGUACGUAAGGCGGCGGAACUUAACCCAGAUAAAGUUAUAUUAUGGAGCGAUUCAAUGAUCACCCUACAUUGGAUAAGAACGUCACCUCAUAGUUUGAAAACAUACGUAUCCCAUCGCGUUGCUCAAAUCCAGGAAAUCACGGAGCCUCAAAUUUGGCGACACGUCAAUUCAAAGGACAAUCCGGCCGACGCCCUUUCGCGAGGUCAGAUGCCGGGUGCUCUACUAAAUAAUCAGCAUUGGUUCUCGGGUCCGUCGUGGUUAAUAAAGAACGAAAAUGAAUGGCCUCAGGACUGUAUGAAACCGAUUGAAAUACCGGAAAUGAAGGGGAAUAAGUGUUUAAGCACUGAUAUUAGUAACAAAGACAUUUUACAAAAAUACUCCUCGUACACUAAAACGUUACGAAUUGUAGCGCUAUGUUUACGUUUUCGACGAAAAAACGCGUAUCAGGGACCACUAUGCGCGCAAGAAAUAGAAGAAGCGGAGAUAAGAGUAACGAAAAUCUUUCAGGCCUCUCGUUUCGCAUCCGAGUUGAAAAAACUUACCAACAAACAAACAGCAAACAAAAAAAUUGCCUCAUUAGAUCCAUUUAUCGAUCAACACGGUCUAAUUCGCGUCGGGGGACGUCUCAGAAAAUCGAAUUUGACAUUCGCGCAGAAACAUCCCAUUUUAAUUCCAAAUAAUCACUUCCUGACAGAUCUUAUUAUCAAAGAAACACAUGAAAGAUAUUUUCACUCGGGCAUUCAAACAACGUUAUAUACUAUCAGACAGAAAUUCUGGCUACUCGACGGUAGAAAUCAAGUGCGCAAAAUAGUGCGUUCAUGUAUUCGCUGCUUCCGUUUUAAUGCCAAUGCAAUUAGAUACAAAAUGGGCGAUUUACCAAAAUCUCGCGUAACCGAAGCGAUUCCAUUUGCCAAUACAGGGGUCGACUUCUGCGGCCCAUUCUACAUUAAAGAGAAAAAAUACAGAAAUCGGAAUCGUAUCAAGACAUACGUUUGCGUAUUUGUGUGUAUGGUCGUCAAGGCGGUGCAUCUUGAAGUGGUCAGCGACUUGACCACAGAAGGAUUUCUAGCCGUGUUGAGACGAUUCGUAUCUAGGCGAGGUAUUCCAACACACAUCUUCUCUGAUAAUGGAACUAACUUCAUCGGUGCGAGCAAUCAUUUAAGAGAAUUAUACAUCCUUUUUAACUCCGACGAGCAUAAAGAUCGGGUUAAUCGAUUCGCAAUCGAUCACAGAAUAACGUGGCACUUCAUACCUCCCAUCGCUCCACAUUUCGGCGGCUUAUGGGAGUCAACAGUAAAGCUAUUUAAACACCACUAUAAACGCGUUGUCGGUGACCUUUUAUUCACUUUCGAAGAAUUAAAUACAUUUACAACAGAAAUUGAAGGAAUCCUAAAUUCAAGACCUAUCUCCUAUCUCUCAUCUGAUCCAAAUGAUCCUAUAAUUUUAUCACCCGCACAUUGUAUGAUCGGUAAACCAAUUAUGAACAUGCCUGAACAUGAUUACUCGUCUGUCCCAGCUGCACGCCUAUCCACCUGGCAACAUCUAUCAAAGGUACGUCAGGACUUCUGGACCCGAUGGAGCCAAGAAUAUCUCAGUGAAUUACAAACGCGACAUAAAUGGAACAAAGAGGAAAGGAAUAUCGAAGUCGGAACGAUCGUUCUUCUCAAGGAGAAAAACCUGCCAUGUUCGCAGUGGGCCAUGGGCAGGAUCACAGAAAUACAUCCUGGCGAAGACGGAGUGGUGCGAACCGCCACCAUUAAAACGAGCGCUGGAAUCCUGAAACGGACAACGAAAUGUUUGUGUCCGCUUCCACUCGAACAAUAG
Messenger RNA from Solenopsis invicta (red fire ant), 3816 nucleotides. RefSeq lists its product as uncharacterized. The transcript has a single exon. Bases 1 to 3816 code for a protein of 1271 amino acids. Gene Ontology annotation, molecular function: nucleic acid binding. The record is from RefSeq and is a predicted model, not a curated record. NCBI's taxonomy places the organism in Eukaryota, Metazoa, Arthropoda, Insecta, Hymenoptera, Formicidae. Gene Ontology annotation, biological process: DNA integration.